Molecule: messenger RNA, 992 nt
Organism: Centruroides sculpturatus (bark scorpion)
Lineage: Eukaryota; Metazoa; Arthropoda; Arachnida; Scorpiones; Buthidae
Gene: tzn
Product: hydroxyacylglutathione hydrolase, mitochondrial-like
Exons: 8
Coding region: 68-967 (299 amino acids)
Molecular function (GO): hydroxyacylglutathione hydrolase activity
Source: RefSeq, a predicted model, not a curated record
ACUUAAAUAUAUAUAAAAAUAUCGAUUGGAAAAGAUAGUUAAUAAAUAAAAUAAAAUAAAAAGAAAAAUGUUCAAUUCGAUUCUGUCUAAUUACGCUAGUCGAUACCUCUUCAGGUUUGCGAAACUACAGAAAUAUUUUAUAAGUAAUCCAGGUUGUCAUAGUAAGGUGUUGAAUAUAAAGCAGACCGAAAUGCAGAUAUAUUUGCUACCAGCUUUAGAAGAUAAUUACAUGUAUUUGUUGAUAGAUGAUGAUACUCGUCAAGCAGCUAUUGUGGAUCCUGUUGAUCCAGAAAAGGUUAUAGAUACAGUAAAUAAGAGUGGGGCACAACUGACAACUGUACUCACUACACAUCAUCAUUGGGAUCAUGCUGGAGGAAAUGAAAAAUUAGUGAAAAAGUUUGCCUCCCCCUUAAUGGUGUGUGGUGGAGACGAAAGAGUAGGUGCAUUAAACAAUAAAGUAAAACAUGGAGAUGAAAUUAAUUUAGGAUCGCUUAACAUUAAGUGUUUGUCUACCCCAUGUCACACUAGCGGACAUAUAUGUUACUACGUUACUGGAAAACACGACAAUGAUCCUGCGGUUUUUACUGGUGACACACUAUUUGUGGCAGGAUGUGGAAAAUUUUUCGAAGGAACACCUGAUCAAAUGUACGAAGCCCUAGUCAAAAUUCUUGGUUCUUUACCAGAUAAUACGAGAGUAUAUUGUGGUCACGAAUAUACAGUAAACAAUUUAAAAUAUGCCCUUCAUGUAGAACCAAGUAAUGCUUCCAUCAGAGAAAAACUAGCUUGGUCACAGAAUCAAAGAAUUAAAAACGAGGCAACGAUUCCUUCCACUAUCGGUGCGGAAAAAACUUACAAUCCGUUCAUGAGAGUCCACGAAGAAUCUGUGCAGCAGCACGCCGGCCAGAAUGAUCCAAUUGCCACCAUGGGUAUGCUCAGACGUGAAAAAGAUGGUUUUAAACCAAAAUAAUCCACGCUGUUUGAAUUUGUUAGAA